Molecule: messenger RNA, 1732 nt
Organism: Thamnophis sirtalis
Lineage: Eukaryota; Metazoa; Chordata; Lepidosauria; Squamata; Natricidae
Source: RefSeq, a predicted model, not a curated record
AUAUUUCCUACAGAACUAUCAACAUAUCCUGGCCUUGGUUUUUGCUGUAAAUGAGAUAAAUGAACACAGUAAUAUAUUAUCCAACAUCAGUCUGGGUAUUCAGAUCUCUAAUAGUUAUUUCAUGGCAAGAUGGACUAACCUGGCUUCAAUGGAGCUUCUCUCAACCCAGGGAAGAUUCAUGCCCAACUAUAAGUGUGAUGUCAAGGACUGGGUGGUUUCUGUUAUUGUAGGACCUAACUCUUCCAUCUUUCCCUUCAUGGCAAAUAUCUUGAAUGUCUACAAAAUGCCUCAGGAUCUAGAAGCUUUAGACCUGAAAAUCUGCGGUAUCUGCUUUGACUUCAUGGAAGAGAUGGUCCAGCCAACAUUUACCAAUUAUGUUGAAAGUAUACUUAAUGAUUUCCGUAAACUAUACAUCAUUAUCAUGAAGAGCAUUGCCAAUGUGAUUGUCCUAUAUUGUGAAAACCACUACACUAUCACUGUUACACUGGUAUUGGUAGAAACUGGAAAGCAGUGCACUGGAGAAGAGAAGUUUGAGAAUGUACCUAUGUCUGUGUUUGACACCACCAUCACUGGGCAGAGUUACAGCAUCUAUAAUGCAGUCUAUGCUGUGGCACAUGCUUUACAAGCCAUGCUUUCCCCCACAUUUAAACACAGAGCAAGAGAAGUCAGGAGAGAAACAUUUCUGAUUCAAAAAGCAUGGCAGGUUCAGCCUCUUUCUGUAUGCAGUGACAAUUGCUAUCCAGGAUACAGGAAGAUGAAAAUCGAAGGGAAGCCAUUUUGCUGUUAUGAUUGCCUUCCAUGUGCAAAAGGGAAAAUUUCAAACCAGAUGGAUUUAGAUGACUGUUUGCCCUGUCCUGAAGAAUGCUAUGCUAACAAGGACCAGGUGCUUUGCAUUAAAAAACAUGCAACUUUCUUGUCUUACAAAGAACCCUUGGGAAUCACCUUGACCAGUGUGGCUUUCCUCUUUUCUUUCAUCUCAGUUGUGCUGCUGGGGAUCUUCAUUAAAUACCAGGAUACUCCCAUAGUCAAAGCCAACAACAGGAAUCUCAGUUAUACUCUUCUCCUUGCUCUCCUGCUUUCCUUCCUUUGCACUUUGCUUUUCAUUGGGCAACCUGACCAAAUAAAAUGUCUCACGCGACAAACUACUUUUAGCAUCAUUUUCUCUGUAGCCCUUUCUUGUAUAUUAGCAAAAACAACCAUAGUGGUCCUUGCUUUCAUGGCCACCAAGCCAUGUUCCAAAAUCAGGAAAUGGGUGGGGAAAAAGCUGACCAACACAAUUGUCGUGUCUUGCUCCCUGGUGCAAGCCACCAUUUGUAGUGUGUGGCUGGCAAUUUCCCCCCCAUUUCCAGAAUCAGACACACACUCCAUGGUUGAAGAAAUUGUCCUGGAAUGUAAUGAAGGUUCACCCAUCAUGUUUUACAUUGUCCUUGGCUUUAUGGGGUUCUUGGCUGCUGUCAGCUUCACAGUGGCCUUCCUAGCCAGGAAGUUACCUGACAGCUUUAAUGAAGCCAAAUUUAUUACCUUCAGCAUGUUUGUCUUUUGCAGUGUCUGGGUGUUGUUUAUUCCCACCUAUCUGAGCACCAAGGGAAAAUACUUGGUGGCUGUGGAGAUCUUCUCCAUUUUGUCUUCAGCAGCAGGAUUACUGAGCUGCAUCUUUUUCCCAAAAUGCUACAUUAUUGUGCUGAGGCCUGACCUGAACCGAAAGAAACAGUUGAUAAAGAAACAAAAUUGA